Toxorhynchites rutilus septentrionalis is the source of this 1406-nucleotide messenger RNA. RefSeq names its product B-cell CLL/lymphoma 7 protein family member A (gene BCL7-like). NCBI's taxonomy places the organism in Eukaryota, Metazoa, Arthropoda, Insecta, Diptera, Culicidae. Bases 262 to 795 code for a protein of 177 amino acids. The transcript is spliced from 2 exons. The record is from RefSeq and is a predicted model, not a curated record.
ACAGACGCUCUCGGAGUCCAUUUUUGCUCGGUACAUCAUUCGGUACGGGUAGUGAAUAUCAAUAGCAAAUCAAAAUAAAUACACCGAUUUAAAAACAGUGUUCACCGUUGUGACCACCUCGAGCACCACUCGAUUGGACUGAAUGGAUGCAGAAGAAAAAGGUGUUUAGUCAAAGUUGAGUUUCGAACGGCCACCAUUUUUUGCACCAUUGGACAAACCUAUCGCAGGCGAGAUUUUUCAAAACUUUUUCAGCUAUUUGUUAUGGUUGGAGUGUCCACGAAAGAUAAACCAUUCCCGAACAUGUCUCGCAGUGUACGCGCCGAAACGCGGGCCAGCAAAAAGGAUGACGUCAAGAAGUUUAUGCUGUCGAUGGACCGUGUCCGACGCUGGGAGAAGAAAUGGGUCACAAUCGGGGAAACGUCAAUGAAAAUCUACAAAUGGGUGCCGAUUUCCUGCAAGGAAAAUAAAAAGAGCAGCGGGCUGAUGAAGGCUGCAACCAACGGUAGCAGCAGUGGGGUUGGAAGUGUCGGGAAUGCCAAUGCAAUCAGCAAUGCAUCCACUGUUAACAGUAACAGCAACAGCAAUAGCAGCGAGAACAAGGAAAACAGCAGGAAGCCCGGUACGGAUUCGAACUCGAACUCUAACUUCGCACUGACUACCGAAGAUUCCAACACCUGUUUCUCACUCGUCAGUGAUUCCCAGGGUGCGACAGAGUUCGUAUCCAAUAUGCCAUUCUCAGAGGAUUCCAACUCACAAGGUUCAGAUAGCGCGCCCAAGCGAUUGAAAACCGACUAGAGAGCGAGCGUUGUUCCGAAGCCAGAUAGAAGUGCAUCGGUGUGGAUUCGCAUGUAAGUUUCAUCUUCGAAAACGUUCAUUGAUCAUAUAAAUAUAACUAACGAAUAAGUGUAGAUUGAUUUGUACAAAUAUUUCGUUCAAAGCCUCAACAAGUUAGGUUUAAGUAUUUAAACUAGGAUAGAACAGUGGGUGCAGAUGGACUUCAUACAGCUUCUUGAUAUCGUAUGUAGGUUGGCUCAUUUCAUUUCGGAUAAAUGCUCACAAUGAGAAAGCUUGUGACAAGUGUGGUGUAACUUUUUUUUUCAAUAUUCGAGACCAAUUCAUUAUUGAGAGAAACUAAUCCAGGUUCCAUUGGCAGUAAAUUCGCAUGCAGGCACACACACAUACACUCACAAACCAUAUUUCAGCAUAAAAUUAGCGUAAGAUUUUCUCUAGUUUUGCCGUACAAGUCGCGUUUCGUUGUUUCAUAAAGAGGUAACCAGGCGUUGCUCCUCGUGCUUAGAUUGUUAGCAGCAUUUUCCGCGUAUUUUAGUAUAUACUUCAGAAAUCUGCGACAGAUAAAAACAAACAGAAAAGAUAUUUCAGAAAUUAAACAAUGUGUUGAAAGAGUA